CAAGUGUACAAGAAGAAGGCCAUGGCUUUGGCUGAGGCAUUGAAGGCCGAGGUUGAGGAUAUUCCCAUUGAGUAUAAUCCCUCUGCCCCACGGAGAGGAAGUUUUGAGGUCACCUUAGUAGUUGGAGACACAGGAGAGGUUCCACUUUGGACUGGUAUCAAGAAAGGUCCUCCCAGGAAAUUGAAGUUCCCGGAUGACUACAAGCCAAUCACUGAUAUGAUCAAGAAACAUUUAGUUCCUUAAAUUCUAAGCUCAUUAAUUAUAUGUUGUAUUAUAAUGAAUAAUCAUGUUGUUUUACUCGUGUAGAUGUCACAGAUGUCACAUUUCUUGCAGAAUUUAUUGUGCAUUAUGUCCUGUUUAUGACAGAUUUCAUGUAAAGUAGUGUAUCAUUUUGCCUACCAUGGAAACUUGAUCUUUUCCGCAGGUAUUAAUGCAUAUUGUAAAUAAUUCAUAUAUGCAAAAUAAAUCAUUCAUUUUUUAGCA
Molecule: messenger RNA, 483 nt
Organism: Saccostrea echinata
Lineage: Eukaryota; Metazoa; Mollusca; Bivalvia; Ostreida; Ostreidae
Product: selenoprotein H-like
Exons: 2
Cellular component (GO): Golgi apparatus
Source: RefSeq, a predicted model, not a curated record